Molecule: messenger RNA, 14421 nt
Organism: Heterocephalus glaber (naked mole-rat)
Lineage: Eukaryota; Metazoa; Chordata; Mammalia; Rodentia; Bathyergidae
Gene: Trim32
Product: tripartite motif containing 32
Cellular component (GO): cytoplasm
Molecular function (GO): zinc ion binding; protein binding
Source: RefSeq, a predicted model, not a curated record
GAGGGGAGUGAGGGGCUCUGCGAAGCUUCGCAGUGGCUGCAUCUCUGGACGUGUGAGGUAGUAAUAUAGGGCCCCUGAGGAGAGACAGGGUGCAGCGUCUGGAGAUAGGAAAGAAUGAGGCGACUGGAAGGGUCUGGGUACACAAAUUUCAGAUAUAUGAUGGGAUUGGGAGGCUCUGAUGAGAUUCGAAGUGAGAAAUCUCAGGAGCUUUGAGGAAACCUGGGGGCGAUAGGAAUUUGGGCUGGGGAACAAGAUCUGAGAUCAGAGCAAACAGUCUAAUUGCUAACGAGAAAGGGAUUUCCGGAGCAGGAUCUGAGGGGAUCGAGGGAUGAGUUCCAGGGAGAAUCAGUAGGAAACAGUAUCCUGUUAGCUAAAAGAAGGACAUGGCAAAGGUUUGAAACCAACACAUGAGGUUGGAAGGAGGAAGGAGUAGGGUUUGAGGGCGGCACAGCGCCUGAUAGAAUGCAGGAGAUGGGGUUCAGAUUGAGACAGGGCAGAAAUCUGAGGUGUAGGACUGGGGCGUUUAGCUGGGAUGCAGGACUGAAGACUACAGAGAUUUGAAACAGGAAUUAAAGAAUAUGUCAGAGGGAUUUGGGGCACAUGAGUGAAUAAUAGGUGAGGGUUGUGAGACUGCAAUAUAUUGCUCAAAAUUCUAAAUUGUAAGAGGGUUGGGAACAGUGUUUAGAGAAGAUUGAAAUGGUGGAAUAGGGAUGCCUUAACUGGGCCAUGGAAUUGAAAGACUUUGGGUUAGAUUUGUGGGUUGGUUUCUUGGGCUACUAAAGGAAUUUUCUUGACCUCUCUGCAUGGAAAGCAGGAGGAGUUUGGGGGACCUAAUCACCUAAAAAUCACCUAUGAAACUGUGUAUGAGUGUGUGAAGUUUUAACAGAGUUCAAGGAUUUAGGAAUAAAGUCGUAGACAUUCCCUGUGAAAGGCAGAGUCUUCUUCACUUAUUAUCCAAGAUCCUUUAUUCUAAGAUAUGCAUGGUACUGCCACUAGCUCCUUUAACCAUCCUACUCUUUCUACUGCUUGAUGAAAGUGUUGGGCUUUGGAGAAGAGGAUGGUCAAAGCUAGAGACUUAAGCAGGAAUUUGACUCUCUGGGGCAUGAAUACUAAGCUAUUUGGUUCUGGGCUGUGCUAGCAGGACCCUUCAACAGAAGUGCAAUGGCCACAGCAGCUGCUUCUCACCUGAACCUAGAUGCCCUCCGGGAAGUACUGGAAUGCCCUAUUUGUAUGGAGUCCUUCACAGAAGAGCAGCUGAGGCCCAAACUCCUACACUGUGGCCAUACCAUCUGCCGUCAGUGCCUGGAGAAGCUUCUGGCCAGUAGUAUCAAUGGUGUUCGAUGCCCCUUUUGCAGCAAGAUUACACGCAUAACAAGCCUCACGCAACUGACAGACAACCUGACAGUGCUGAAGAUCAUUGACACAGCUGGGCUCAGUGAGGCCGUGGGCCUGCUCAUGUGCCGGUCGUGUGGCCGGCGACUACCCAGGCAGUUCUGCAGGAGUUGUGGUUUGGUGUUGUGUGAGCCCUGCCGGGAGGCAGAACACCAGCCUCCUGGCCACAGUACACUCCCUGUCAAAGAGGCAGCUGAGGAGCGGCGUCGGGACUUUGGAGAGAAGUUGACCCGUCUUCGGGAACUUAUGGGGGAGCUGCAGCGGCGGAAGGUGGCCUUGGAAGGUGUCUCUAAGGACCUGCAAGCUAGGUAUAAGGCAGUUCUUCAGGAGUAUGGGCACGAGGAACGCAGGGUCCAGGACGAGCUGGCUCGCUCUCGGAAGUUCUUCACGGGCUCUUUGGCUGAAGUUGAGAAGUGCAAUAGUCAAGUGGUAGAGGAACAGAGUUACCUACUUAACAUUGCUGAGGUGCAGGCUGUAUCUCGCUGUGACUACUUUCUGGCCAAGAUCAAGCAGGCCGAUGUAGCACUACUGGAGGAGACAGCUGAUGAAGAGGAGCCAGAACUCACUGCCAGCCUGCCCCGGGAACUCACCCUGCAAGAUGUGGAACUCCUUAAGGUGGGUCAUGUUGGCCCUCUCCAAAUUGGGCAAGCUGUUAAGAAGCCCCGAACAGUUAACGUGGAAGAUACUUGGGCCAUGGAGGCUGCAGCUUCUGCUGUCUCUACUUCUGUUACUUUUAGAGAGAUGGACCUGAGCCCUGAGGAAGUAGUUGGCAGCCCUAGGGCUUCACCUGCUAAACAGAGGGGUUCUGAGACAGCUUCCAAUAUCCAGCAGUGCCUCUUUCUCAAGAAGAUGGGGGCCAAGGGCAGCACUCCAGGCAUGUUUAAUCUUCCAGUCAGUCUCUAUGUGACCAGCCAAGGCGAAGUGCUGGUUGCCGACCGUGGCAACUACCGUAUACAAGUCUUUACCCGAAAAGGCUUUUUGAAGGAAAUCCGCCGCAGCCCCAGUGGCAUUGAUAGCUUUGUGCUAAGCUUCCUUGGGGCUGAUUUGCCCAAUCUCACUCCUCUCUCUGUGGCCAUGAACUGCCACGGGCUGAUUGGUGUGACUGACAGCUAUGACAACUCCCUGAAGGUAUAUACCUUGGAUGGCCACUGCGUGGCCUGUCAUAGGAGCCAGCUGAGCAAACCAUGGGGCAUCACAGCCCUGCCAUCUGGCCAGUUUGUGGUAACUGAUGUGGAAGGUGGAAAGCUUUGGUGUUUCACUGUUGAUCGAGGAGCAGGGGUGGUCAAAUACAGCUGCCUCUGCAGUGCUGUGCGGCCCAAGUUUGUCACCUGUGAUUCUGAAGGCACCGUCUACUUCACCCAGGGCUUGGGCCUCAAUCUGGAAAAUCGGCAGAAUGAGCACCACCUGGAAGGUGGUUUUUCCAUUGGUUCUGUGGGCCCUGAUGGGCAUCUGGGUCGCCAGAUUAGCCACUUCUUCUCAGAAAAUGAGGAUUUCCGCUGCAUUGCUGGCAUGUGUGUGGAUGCUCGUGGUGACCUCAUCGUGGCUGAUAGCAGUCGCAAGGAAAUCCUCCAUUUUCCUAAGGGCGGCGGCUAUAGUGUCCUUAUUCGAGAGGGGCUCACCUGUCCAGUGGGCAUUGCCCUCACUCCUAAGGGGCAGCUGCUGGUCUUGGACUGUUGGGAUCACUGCAUCAAGAUCUACAGCUAUCAUCUGAGAAGAUAUUCCACUCCUUAGAGGAUGAGAAAUACCAUUUUCCUCUGUUACCUAGUCAGCUUUCCUUCCCUUAGUUCUUGGGUAUUGGUGGUACUAUAGAAUAGACUUGGUGUAUGUCUUUUGAUUCCAGCUGGGUUGUCCUAGAAUUUUAGAAGCUCUAUCUUUCAGUGUUUGUUGUUUGUUAUUCCCUUCUCCUCGUGCCAGCCCCAAAUAAAUUUACAGCUUUAACAGAUGCAUUAUCCCAAAUAGGACACAUGAUGAUGUUAGCUGUGGUUUGAUUAGAAAUUAGUCACUUGCCAGGCUUCAGUAGAGCCACCUCAGCUCUUGUAUUUGAAAUUUGCCCUUGUAUUGAACCCUUGUUGAUUUUUUCCUUUUGAUGUCCCUGAUAUAUUGUUUCUUUCCUAUUAUAAGCUUCAUCUGUGGAACUUCCUCUUCAACUCUGGUUGCACUCUGUCUGCAUGCUUCAGUUGGAUCUGCUCAACCUUUCAGUGACAUUUCAGACAUUUACCCCUGCAGCAUGAUAUCUUAGGCUGAUCAGUGUGAAAGUACAUUUAUUAAGCGCCACCAAGGGAGAUACACAUUCCCUUUGGGAAGGAAUACCUUUUGGCUGGGAAUAUGUGCCAUCUUGGAUUAGUCUCUUAUUGCAGAUGUACCAGAGAAUGCACUGACCCUACCUGGUUAGUGUUGAAGACUUCACUGGGAAUUGUUUGCCUUUUAAAGGAACAUGUGGAUUAAAAUCAUGCCACAGCAUAGGAAGGUGGGAAUAAGCAAAUAUAAAUGUUCCUACAGCCAGGAAACUUUAAUAGUGUCUAGGACUCCUUAUGUUUCAUACUCCUUCCACCAACCUGUGAUAGAAGUUUGAGGAAUUGUAGAACACAGGCCAUGGCCAACAAAGUGGGGAUGUGGACAUACUCAUUUUCAUUACAAAAACAAACAACUUUUGGGUACUCUGUAUUUUCUUUAAGUGAGUGCAUAAUAUUUGGCUUUGGAAUUUAUUUCAGUUCUUCCCAGCAUUAAAUAAUUGAUAAUUGUUUCUUCAUCAGUGGUGGUCAUGUCCUUCAGUUAAAUACGGGAUUUGGGAGCCAAGGAGGACAACUUGUACUAUGCUGUUUUAUUUCCUUGCCUGACACUGUUCUUUGCAAUCAUAGGGAUCUAGCCAGGUCAGAAUUCAGCUGAAAGCACCAUUAUGUGAAGAUACUCCAAAUCGCACUUCCACUUGUGAACAGAAUCAGCCUCCAAUCUUUGGAGUCACCCUGUUCAAAACCAAGCCUUCACCACAUGGAUAUGUUUAAGUUUUAUAAUUACAGUUCAGAAAAGAAAACCAGAGUCGCACAUUUAAGACUAGAAGUGAAAGAAUCUGUGAUGAGAUUCCAUAACUUUGGUGUUUACUAAGCACCAUAUCUUGCUUUCUAGGUGCAGAGAUGAUGGCAAAGAAAAGGCUAGUGUCUUGCUUUCACAGAAACAGAAUUUCUAAACUGAGGUUCUCGUAACUAUUUUUAGAAGUUUCAGUGUUGCCUCCCCACCCCACUUCAGUUGUGAUUGGUUGCCACAGGACAGGUAAAGAAUUAAAGUGACCUUGAACUAGUUUGUCUUUCGCUUUUCACCGAGAGAAAGCCCCAUGUUCUGAUUAUGAAAUUUCAUCUGGUUUUCAAAGGUCAUAUAAUUGAGAGGAAAUUGAUCGAAUUAAAAGUACAUCACUAGUUAUUAGAGCCAUUUUAUCUGGUGGCACCCAGCAGCAGGAGAUCUGUCUUUGCUGUCAGUGGGAGACUUGCUGAGGCAAUAAUAUCAGCCAGGCCUUUGCCAUAUGGUUUGCUGCAGAGAAAUGAAUAUGAUAUUGUGGGCUGGCUUGAGGUAAACAAGGCUAGGAAUCCUCCAGCGGCCUAUGCUUUGGGAAGAAAGUGCUGCUACUGAUUGGCAUUCAGCAGUUGGACCUGUCCCCAUCUCUACACUGCAGUCAUACUCAAAUAAAGCAAGUAUCUGCAGGCUUAAAGUGUGGUCUAAAUGUUUUUGUUUCUUUUUACUUAUACAUGUGAGUAUUUUGAGCUGUGCUUAGUACAGUUUUCAGUUAUCUGCCAUGUUGACUAUAUUGGAGAGUAUGGUCCCAGGAAACUACUUUCCUCACAGUAGUUGCUUUUGUUUUUUGUUUUGUUUUGCUUUGCUUUGCUUUUUAAAGCAGUUGAACGUUAUCCAAAUAAAGUCUUAUAGGCAAAUCUGUGAUUUAAAAGAGAUUAAAGAACAGUGGCUGUGGCUGAGGCAGAUCUGUGAGGCUGGAGAACAGGCUACUUCCUCCCUUCACCACAUCUGUGCUACCAUUAUAGAACACUUGUGAAUCUACAGAAUACUUCCUUUAAGCCAUCAAACUACAGCAUUCCUGCUUUUUCAGUUAUAUCUCUCUAGCCAUGUGGCCUUGGGCACAUCACUUAACUCUGAAAAAUGAUAAAAAUGACCCCACCUUCUGAAAGAGUAUGAGAUAACAGAUGUGAAAACUAACAGCUAUGUUCAAGAAAUGAUAGCUGCUAUUAACUUCCUUAUUGAGUUGCUCAGAAGAGUAUUUCUCUGAUGUGAGGUGGUGGGACAACACCUAACUAUUCUUUCCUUCUUGCCUACCUUAUCACUUUGCAGGUUUCUAUUUGGCAACCAAAAUAUUUCUCAGGCAUUUUCUUUCUUUAACCAUAUGUCUCCAAACAAAUCAUUACCUGUUCCAUUCCACUAGCUAUUCAUGUUUCCAGUAUUAAUCAGUGUCAAUAUUAUUUUUCCAUGUACAGUAUCUAAGCUUUAUUGGAAACUAGCUAAUCUUUAGCUACCAGCACAUAUAAAAUGUGCCUGGUAUAAAAUACGUUCUCACUUACUGCAUUCACUUAGUUAUCUACUCAACUCAACGGUGACUCCAGUAAUCUGAAGCCUCCUGCUGCAGCCUUCUUAUAAUGGAUAAAAAAGAAUUCUCAGAUAAGCCCUUUUAAAGAUGUAUAAAAAAGCUAAUGGGAAACAGCUGACUUAGGUCAGUUAAGGCUCUGCUUCCCUGUGUCAUUUUUCAUUAGUUAUGGAAAAUUUAAAUUACUGGAGCAGUGAUUCAGUUUUUAUUGAGCACCUACUGUAGGCCAGGUACUUUGCCAGGUGUUUAGAAAAAAUAUUUAAAUGUAUUCUUCAUAAAUUACUCCACAGUCUUUCUUGUCUAAUGUACUUGAAAUCCAUAUUUUGUUGUUUGAGACUUCUUCAGAAGCCAGGCAUAGGCUGUGUCUGAAUUACCGUGAAGUCGAUCCCAAUGUAUGCUUCAGUCUGAGAUAGUCUGCAGAGAGGCACUCCAUUGUUCCAAUCAGAAUAAAUGUGGCUUGAACUAUACAGUAUUUCUGUGAGUGAGACAAGUAAUGCUUACAUCGAUGUACUUUUUUAUCUAGUGCUUAAUAGCCUCUUAAAGAUGAAGUCCUACCCAGCUCUGUAAGAGGGAAAUGGAAAACAGCUAACAUGAGACUCAAGUCUACAUCUGACUAGGAUGCUGAUUUACACUCCGACCGUGCAGCCCCUCAGGGCAUCUCAAAGCAGAUUACAGAUAUGAAACAUCAGAUGCUUGGAUGAAUUUUACAAGCAGGGCAGUUGUGAGGUAACCUUUUAGCAAAAUGCACACUUAAGUCUCCAGACCUGUGGCUUUAUCUUGUCAGUAUCAUUAAUAUUCACAGGACCUUGUCUAAGUAUGAAGCUAGGCAGCUCUGGGACUGUAGUGCAUUCUAGUGGGAAGAUCAUUGGACUUGGAGCCAGACCUUUGUCUGGAUUCCAGCUCUGCCACUCAACUAGCUGGCUGUGUGACCUCGGGCAAUCACCACAUCACUGAGUAUCAUUUUCUCUAUAAAAUAAUUGCUAAAAUCCCUUCUAGCUCUAUAAUUUUGUUAACUGCUGCAAAAUGUGAUUGAGUUUCUCCCCAGUGUUUUUGCAUAUUACUUAUUAGAGUAGAAAAAAACUUGCACUUUGGAAUCAGUCCCAAUUGUUUGGUCCGAUUGCUUCUCUACCCUAACAAUUGUGACCUUGUCUCACUUGUUUCCCUGCUGAGCUAUAGUUUCCUAUUGGUAAAAGAAAAUGACAGUUUACAUUUUAAAGGGCAUCUAUUUUGAGAAUUAAUAAUGGAAUAAUAUAUGCAAAGUACCUAAUUUUGAAAAUGUGACUUCAUUAUAUAAGACAAAGGCUUCCUUUUCCACCAUGGUGAGCUGAUACACAUCCUUCAGGUAAAUCUUGGGAGAGAUUUCAUACCUGUAUUGGUGGAGCAACAACAUAUUCAGCACUGGUUGGCUUCUUUUUGGAACCAAGGAUCGAACUUGGAACUUUGCACUUGCGAGGAGGCAGGCGCCAGAACCACUGAGCUAAAUCCCCAGCCCUGGUUGCCUUCUUAAUUAAAAAGCCUAUUGGAGGAAGAGAGAUUGCUGAGGGUGCCAAGGAGAAGCUCAUUCACAGCAGUGCAUCCCGCUAGGAAGGCUACACUUAAAACCUAAAGUCUAAUUAUUUAAUUAAAGCAAUUAAGAAAGCAUCUUAAAUGUUUUUGAAAGAUAAAUAGAAUCAGGAUUUUUAAAAGGUUAUAUGCAGAUACUGUGUAUGUGUGUGUGUGUGUGUGUGUAUGUAGAAAAAAAUUUUAAAGCUUAGAAACAUGCAUGUUUAACUGUUCUUGUAGUUAGCUAUUCUAAAAAGAAUUUUCCUCCAGAUCAACAUUCAUUAACUCAAAUUAUAAAAAUAAGCCACAAAUCUCAUUGUUAGAUGGGAAGGGAGUCCCUAGUUUGGUCCUGCUUCCCCUACUUAUUAUCCCUAUAGCUAUUACACAGCUUCUUCACCUCAGUUUCCUUAUUUGUAAUAUAGGGAUUAUUGUACAUCUUACUGCACUGUUGUGAAAAGAUGAUAGACAUAAAACACUUAGCAGGGUACACUGAGGCAUUUUCAAAAUUACAGUAUAUUAAGUGUAUCUUAAAGCUACCAUCAUUCUUUGUGAUACAGCAAAGACACAAAACUGGUAAGGAAUCUAUGCUUCUUUUCUUAAGGAAAAUUAGUGGUCCACUGAAAUCUUGAUUGAAAACAUGAAGAUUUUGUGUAAGUCAGAUGCAUGUUUUUUCCUCUACAAGUAAAGUACGGAUUUUCUUCUGGUGACUAUAACAGCAUUACAUAUUUUCACAGAAUAAGCAGAUCUGAAAUACUAUUCACUUACUCAUGACACAUAUAAGACACCUACUGUUCAUUCUCAUUAGCAUUACUUAAUGAGUAAUGAAUCCAAAUGUAAAUCAGUCAUGAAUCUUGCAGUCAACUUGUGGUCUGACUGCAAAGAUAAGAUACGUAAACAAUACAAAUGCAUUGAAGAAUAAGAUAAAUGAUACAGGAAAUACUGUGUCAAGUGUUUGAGCACAGACUUUCUAGCUAAGAGGACCUGGUUGCUGAAGAACCUUGAAAGUGGAAAAUCAUGAAAAGACAUAUGAUACUAAUAGGAAAAGUAAGAAGUUCCUACUAGAGUGAGGAAACAUAAAAUUCAAAGGUCUAGAGAUCCAUUUGUUCAUCAUCCUUCCUAUGAGUAAUAAUUCGAGUGGUUCUCUUUUUCUUGCCCUAAGUCAUGUUAUUUCUAUAAGUAACCAUGGCUCAGUGAGGCUUCAUUCUUAAGGAAGUGGUAUGGUGUGGAUUAAAAUCUGCUUGGAUUCUUAGAGGUAGAGGGCAAAGUUUGAAAAUACAUCCUCUCCUCAGUUUUCUAAUUUGUCUCCUUACUAGGUAUCACUGAUUGGCAUAGUCUCAUAAUAAGUCUAGUACCUUUUCAAAAUCCUGAAAUAAUAAUCAAAUGACUUCCCUUCAAAAGCUUGAACCAGUCAGUUUUCUGGUUUCCAUAUAACUUUGUGGUAGAAUCUGAUUCAUUUUUUAACAUUUGCCAACAGUUUUCUCUUUUCCCCCAUAUCAGAACAUGCUCAUAAAAAAGCUCAAGUGCUUCCACUUCCAGUGUCAGCCAACAAAGUUCAAACCUAUCCACAGCCCAUGCAUGGGAACUCUCAUUCCAGCCUUGCCACCAAGUGACUUUAUAAAAGGCCAAGCUAGUCUCCUUUACUGCUCAAGCCAUUUUUGCACCACUUGGUAGUACCCACUGCUUUCCCCAGAAGCUUCAUUAUGGGAGUAAUAAAUCUUUUCAUACUUUAUUUGGUAUGAGUAGCAUCCUCAGUCUCAAUAUCUGAAGCAACUUUGGGGUGGAGAGUCUUCCAUUUUCAUGUGAGAUGACUACAGCAGUUGACACAACCUUGGGGCUUAGGAGAUCACAACCACCACUAGAGGGCUUUCUUUUCGCCAGCUGGCUCUUGCUGGCUAGAAUGUUUUCAUCACUGCUGGGAAGCUUGUUCUUUGAGCUUUGCCACAUUUGCUUCCUCAUCCAUUCUAUAUUAUAGAUCGAUUCAGCUAAGUUUGAAAUUUUGGUAAUUGGCAUUUAAGGAAAGGAGAAAGGUAUUCUGUAGUCCUUAGUCUUGGUCCAGACCUAUCAGUGAGUCUCAGAUUUAAUUGUGUGUUUGCAUUCCAGCAUAAGUGGUAACUGACAGUAGAUUUGGAGGAAUCAGUCUUAUCUUGUGACUUCUGGUUAGUUGUCCUGACCAGACAUUGUCUCUUUUCUAUAGACCCUUCUUGGGAAAUAUGAUACCCUAUACAAUAUGCAGCCUGUUAGUGGUCACUCAUGUGGAGGAAGGCUACAUGAAAUGCUGUGACUUACACUUCUAAAAGCAGACAGCUCAUUAGGACUUUUUAAAAAAUGCCUUUAUUGCUGUCCUACCUGUACCACUGUGAACAAAAAAAAAAAUCUGAUCUUUAGGGUUAUAGGAAAAUACAUGACACAUCCAUAGUUUCACCAAGGGAUUAAGUCAAACCUGACUUAAACCAAGACUCCUUAUACCGUGUAAGGCAAUUAUUGCCAUCUGGGGAAGCCCUAAUCCUGACGAUACAUAUCUGUGACUGGAAGAAGAAAUGUAAAUAUGAACAGGAUAAAGAAGAUUGCCCCCCAACAUCUAUAACUUGAGGAAAAAACAUAAAUAUAAACAGGAAAAGAUUGCCCCUCCAACACACACCAAACUGUAUAGCGUAAUUACCCCCCAAAAAACACUUUGAGGAAGAGGAAACAAAACCAGCCAAACUAGAAGUUCAAAACUUGACCUAAUUAGAAAUAUAAAACUUACUAAAAGAAUGUAUAUAGCCAAAACACAGCAAGAUAAAAGGUUGCUAAUUGACUUGCACCUCUACAACCUGAGUUCUCAGUUAACAUCUGCCAAAAUUUAAUCGUCAAACCUUCACAGCCUUAAGACUAAGGCUCAAAGUAAUUAUACCUGAGAAUUCUCCUAAUUAUAAGCAAGAUAGCCCUAUAAUCUUGGGACAGUUUCUGAGAAUAUUUGAGUACUUAUGUAUGUUUCAUCUUAUUCAUCAGAACUUGCCUUGCCUAAAUUCCCCACAGCCAUAGCACUCAUUAUCCUAAAGUAUCCCAUAGUGGGCAUGGCUGCUUUUAACCAAUGAGUAAUAAAGUAAGUCUUUGGUACUUAAUAAUUGUUUUUGCCAAAAUGGUACUGCAUGGACCUUCCCCUCCCCCCAUUAGUUAAAAUAGUUAAUAUGGUGUGGUUCAAAUUAAAUCAAGGUCUUCAAAAUUUGAAACCCAUAUAUUAGACCUACUUAUGAAAGAGUUAACUAUCCCCACUGCUCCACUAUUUAAUGGCUCAAUUUAGCCUGCUCUUAAACCUACAAAUAAUUCAUGGCACCUCAUAAUGGAUUGCUGCAAUCUUAAUGCCAAGGUUCCCUACCAUACCAAAUAUUAUUGAUGAGUAACUCUAUUCAACCAACACUGGUAAAUACUUUGCAGUCAGAAUUGGCUAGCAUGUUCAGUGCCUAUUUUACCUGCUUCUCAGCUGAUUUGUCUUCAAAGAGACACAAUACCCCUUUUUUCUUUUGGCUACUCCAAGGGUACCUUAAUAGUCUUGCUCUCACAUAGUCUGUAGACAGGGUCUUAACCACAUCCAGUCUUUUCCAGGACCACAGUAAUGAUAUCAUACUGAUUAUAUCCUCCCCUAAUGAGAUUCAUUUGAUGCAUUCAUUGAGGACAUACAUUCACAAAAGGGUUCAUAAAACAGGAUGGACACACCAUUAUCCCACACACAGUACCCCAGUUCUUGCCACCUUGGUUCAAUUCCUGGAAGGUAUUUAGCUGAGAGCCACUCCACCCUUGAUACUGCCAAGUUACAGCAUCCAUAGUAUUAAAAUAACUGGGAUAUGUGUUAGGCCUUUUAGGAUUCUAGAGACAGCAUAUUCCUCAUUUACAAACUUUAGCCCAUUUCGGCUAUUACAAAUUUACACAUCUUGAUCUGUGUAACAAAAGGCUCUAGAAUUACAAUACAAUAUUACACUGAAAGGCUUUAGCAGUCUCUGUUCAUGUCUAGUGAAGCCUAUGGAUCAUAUUUGAUGGCUUUAAAUUGUUCGUGGACAUCUGGGGCAAAAAAACUGCCUCCUGACCCCAUACCAUAUGCAAUUACUAGAUACAUACCAGACUCUCCUGGUAACAGUUCGGUCGUCACAAUCCCUGAGCUUGUAACCGCCCCCCGCCCCCACACACAGCUGCCUAUUAUGCCUUAGGUCACGUAAACAGAACCCUGAAAGCUUAACAUAGCUACUUGAGGCCUCUUUGCUGCACUCCACAGUCAAACUUGGCAUGCACCCUCUGCAGUAAACAGUUCCAGCCGUCCCUAGUCUCUUGCCAGAUGUUACAGUACUGAUGAGAUUUGCCCUCUUUCCCAGAUCUCUUGGAUAUUUGUGGAGCUCCUUGGAACCAAUUGAGUUAACAGCAGACAAUUUAUACAUUUUAUAGAUGAUAUCACUACCAUUAUGUGUGGUAGAUUCUUCUCUAAAGCUGCGUAUUUUUAACCCUUAUUUGGGAUGUCCUGGGUAAUGGGACAAGACCCAAAUCAACACAACUAACCUCUUGCAGUCUUUUUGUUGUUGUUGUUGUUUUUUUUUGUACCGGGGAUCGAACUUGGGUCCUUGCGCUUGCACAGCAGGCGGCGAAACCACUGAGCUAAAUCCCUGGCCCUUUUUUUGUUGUAGUUGUUGUUGUUGUUUUUGACUUGCAGUCUUUUUGAUACUGGAUGCCCUGGGUGACAAUCUGUCACAUCUGGACAGUUCUGUUGACUCUUGAUUCAUUGUCAAUGAUCUGCUCAUCUGUCCCUACCAAUUGCAGCAAAAAUAGUUCUCUAUCCAAGAUUGCCUUUUAGGGGAAAAGAACUCUCUGAAUGUCUUUCCUCACAGAUAGCAAAAAUACAAUUCACACUAAAUCCACAAUAAACGACCUCACUAAGACAUUACUUAUACUUUCAGUAUCUAGACAAUGCUGAUAGUGACCAAGGCAGUCAUUUUAUUUCUUAAAAUACACAGUCUUGGGCUCUUGUAGAGGGAUUUAAGGGAACUUUUACCUCCCUUUUCAAUCUCAGGCUGCAGACCUAGAGUCCCAUAGUGACUUACUAAAACCAGUUCAAUUAAAUGAAACAUGGCACAUUUUAGUAAUCAACCAGAUAUCAGGGGUGGACUGUUAUAAUGAUUCUGACUCCACUUUUUGUAUUUGAUUUCUUUCAAAUUGAAUUAUUCCCCUUUCCCCUUCAUUCUCACUUCUGGGCAAGAUGAUAAGAAAACCUAUGUGCUCCUACCUUUGGAGCUUCAAAACAAGCACAUGCCAGAUAGCAUAUAGGAACCAAUUCCAACCUCACCCUACUCUACUACUCUGUAACAGCCAAGCCAAUCUUCUUUCCUUGUUUUCUCAAGCUACUUUGGGACCUGCUUUGGAGCCCCGCAUUGCUCUCCUCAAAAAGUUUCAUUAUGUCAGUGAUACAUCUUUUUGGGGUGUGUGUGGCAUCAUCUGUCUCAGUAUCUGAGUGGGUUUUGGGAGGACUAUCCCACUACAGAAUGAGCGACAACAAAUGUUUAAAUAUUCAUAAUAUGAUAAAUAAAAUUUUUAUGUUUAAUUUCUGAGCAAUCAUAUGAAUAAAGGUGAAUGUUUUGUGAAAUUCCACUUAAUAUUGAAUUAAAAAUAAAUCUAUUCGUCUCUCAGGCCUCGGGAUCUAAAACCUGUUUGACAAAUUUAAUGAUUCUGUAAAACUGUUAGAAAUAAAGUUAAGUGGAAGAUGUCAUGGCUCAAAAGAUGGAGAGGCAAACAUAUGUAUAUCACUUCACCUGAUCCAAGACUUAAGGACUGAAUCUAGGUGAAUAAAACUUCUGCACUAGUUGAUACCCUACAGGAAAGGUCACAUAAGGAUGUAGCACAUAUGCUCUGGACCCUUGAUAGAACACUUAAUUGUUAGCUAGACAAAAGAAUAAAGAAUUAAGCAAAACCAUAAAAGUAUAUAUUCUUCCCUUCUCCUGUGGUGAGAAUGGCCACUUUUUCUCUUCAGUGAAACAUAUAUUAACUUCAGUCACUUAAUAUAUACUAGGAAUGUUCUUCAGUGUCCCAUAAUAUUUUAUGCAAGUGAAAUUUGGCCAAGCUGAGCAGCAUGGGUAUCCUCUCUGAUUGCAAUAAAUAAAAUGUCAAAAACAAUCCUGAGUGCUACAAGGGAAAAUAGCUCCCUAAGGAAACACACGGCAAAAGGGGAACUUAAUUUUCAUUCUAGAUGAUAUUGUCCUUUCUGACUUCAGUUACCUAUGCAACUCCUGCAAAACCUGUGUAUUUUAGGUCGUCUCUUACUUUUGAUCACCACACUGGUAGCUACCCAAUUACCCAUUUUAUAUUGCCAGCUAUAUAUCCUUAGGAACCUUAGACUCAGCAUAUUUAAAGCUGAAUGUAGCUCUACCCUAACUAAUGCUCUUUCUCUUUUUCACCUUUGAAAUAUCCGCAUCAGACAUUUAAGCCAGAAAACUUGCAAGCACCACUAAUCAUUACCCUCACAUCUUGCACCUCCUAGUAUUCAGUCCUAAAGUUCUCAUCUGCUGUCAUUUGAGUGUGGUUUGAGCAUCCACCAAGAGUCCAUUUUGAUUGAAGCUUUGGUCCUCAGAGUGACACUGUUGGAAGGUGGUGUAACCUUUGGAAAGUGGGGCCAAGUGGGAGGCCCUUAGGUUUUGAGAUGCAUGUCCUUGGAAAGUAGGUCUUGUGGGACUCCUUGGUAGUUUUCUGUACUAUGGGUUGUUAUAAAAGUCUGAGUUUGGUCUCACCCAGGUAUCUGCUUUCUGGUUCAAGACACUUCUGCUUGCUCCAACAUGAGCUUCCACUGUUGCUGUAUAUUGCCCUAGCCAAAGACAAAUCUAACAAGGUCUGCUUAAUUUGGUGCUUGGAGCCUCCAGAACUUCAAAAUAAAUAAAACUUUUUAUAAAGUA